Molecule: messenger RNA, 35582 nt
Organism: Podarcis lilfordi (Lilford's wall lizard)
Lineage: Eukaryota; Metazoa; Chordata; Lepidosauria; Squamata; Lacertidae
Source: the annotation of a GenBank genome assembly
GCAGCGCGCGGGGACUCACUGAGCGGACGGCUCAGUUUGGGGGUGACUCGUGGGCCGUUUAAACGACCCCCGAGGGCUGCUUGUGGUCCAUGGGCCGCAAGUUGCCGACCCCUGCAUUAGUGUUGCAUUAGGAAGAAAAGGGGGAAAGAGGUGGAGGGGGGAAUGGUGAGUGGGUUGGGGUCGGGUAGCGAUGUUUCUAUUUUAUUUAAUGUAUGUGUGGGGUUUUGUGUCAGCAUCGCUUGUGCGGGUUCUCUUUGCUAUUCGCUUGUGAUCCUUUGGGGGCGAGAGAGGUUGGGGUUGGCCUAGGAUGUGGUUGUUUGUUUGUGACCGGCUGUGGUGAACUUUGUUUUCGUGUGUGAAUGGAGCCCGGUUUUCUGAACGCGAAGGGCGGGGUAUAAAUAAAAAUUUAUUAUUAUUAUUUUUGAAUCAGGUUAGCCAUAUUGGAUGCUGUUGGUGGGUUCCUGUCAUCGUCUUGUUGGGCUGCGUAUGUGAUAAAGGGGAGCCAUAGGCGUCUUCUUCCAUUUGUCCCUGUGUCAGUUUAAAGUUUAUUGGUUAGUUUUUCUAAUGAGGCUGUUUCCCUUACUAUUUGGUACCAUUGAUCCAUGCUGACAGGUCUCUCCAGUGUCUGGCUAUGAAGUUAAAAUCAACCCUUUAUGUGAAGCCAUGGGGACUAGAAACUCCCUUUAUUUCCAGGGAAAAAGCCAUCGUCCAGUGGGAGAGCACCUGCAUUGCACGGUCCUGGGUUCAAAUCCCGGGAGCAUCCCCAGGGAGGGCUGGGAGAGAGAGAUAGAGACAGACUCCCUGCCCGAAAUCCUGGACAGAUGCUGCCAGUCUGUGCAUGCAACACUGAGCAAGGUGGACCCAAGUUUCAGACUCGGUGCAAAUCAGCCUUCCUCUGUUCUUGACAGGAAGGAUUGGACUGUCUCCUACCCUGCGGUGGGUCAAAACCAGGAGAAGCGAAUGUAGGAUCUGGGAAACCCUCGCACUCGAAACCAGCGUCUGAGGUAAAAGCGCCCAUAUCCUGCGCACGGACGCCACCUCCACCAACAAUGCCCCACAUCGCCUCCGGCUUCCGGCGCUACCAUUUCCUGUUAUUCUGUGUCAGCUCCGGGUGGGAACGCCACGGGCCUGAGAGCCCAGGGCAGGCAUCCUGCUGGUUGCUAGGCAACCGGCCACGUUUGAGGCCUGUUUGUUUUUACAAAAAGGCAGGGGUCCGUCAGGGCAGGGCCUGGGGUGGGUCAGAGGUCCAGGGCCCCAGGCGGCAGAAUGAGGCCCCUCAGGUGCUAACUGACUCGAGCAAGGUAGAAAUAAGGCCCCGAAUCACACACUUGAAGCUGUAAAUUGCACCGCUUUAAAUUGUCAUGGCUUCCCCCAAAGGAUCCUGGGAAAAUGUAGCUUGCGAUGGAUGCUGAGAGUUGUUAAGAAACCCUUCUCCCCGCUCACUGCACAGAGCUGCCAUUCUCAGCGUGCUUUUAACAUACCCUCCAACAUUUCUCUGAUGAAAAUAGGGAUGUCCUAUUCUAUUAUUAUUAUUAUUAUUAUUUUAUUAUUUAUACCCCAUCUACUCAGGAUGGCUUCCAACGUAUAUAAAAACAUAAUAAAACCUUUAUAAACUUCCAGUCCCAGAGCUGCCAUUCUCAGCGUGCUUUUAACAUACUCUCCAACAUUUCUCUGAUGAAAAUAGGGAUGUCCUAUUCUAUAAUAAUAAUAAUAAUAAUAAUAGUAAUAAUUUUAUUAUUUAUACCCCGUCCAUCUGACUGGGUUGCCCCAGUCACUCGGGGCGGCUUCCAACGUAUAUAAAAACAUAAUAAAACCUUUAUAAAUUUCCCCAUACAGGGCUGCCUUCAGUUUUCUUCUAAAGGUUGUAUAGUUACUUAUCUCCUUGGCUCGGGGGGUUGCAUAACUCCAUACCCUCAAGCCUUUCUUUGAUGAAAAUAGGGAUGUCCUAAGGAAAAGUAGGACAUUCCGGGAUCAAAUCUGAAACUGGGACGGCUUCUGUAAAUCCAGGACUGUCCCUGGAAAAUAGGGGCACUUGGAGGGUCACUCUGAGAGAAGUAAAUGCCUUUUCUCAGGAUUUUCUCCAACAUUUCACCAGUGAGAAUAGACACGUCCCCUCCAACAUUUCUCUGAUGAAAAUAGGGACGUCCUAAAGGAAAGCGGGAUAUUCUGGGAUCAAAUCGGAAACUGAGAUGGCUUCUAUAAACCUGGGACUGUCCCUGGAAAAUAGGGACAAUUGGAGGGUCUGCUUUAACAAGCAAUCCUUCUUCCUUUGGGAAUUGUAGUUCUUGGUUAGGCGACCCCCUCUUCCCCUCAACUGAGCUACAAUUCCCAGAGUUCGUAGGGACAAAGGUCCCAGUAUUCACUGGGGAGGAAGCCAUGAUCUUUAAACGCACGCUGCAGAUGUGCUCAAAAAGCACCAUAAUAUUCCAUCACUCUCUCUGCCCUUGCAAAGCAACCUUGCAAAAAAAGAUGACCUGAGAUAAAAGUUAGCUACUGUAAAACAAGCAUGCUGCUUUUAAUUUGAGAAAGCAAAUUUUUGGCACAGCUGGGAGACAGGGCACAAAUCUGGUGGCGGCUGAGGGGCAGGGGAGGGGGGUCUAACGGGAAAAAGAAAUCUGGGUCAGGAAACCAGCUCUCUCCUUUCCUGCCUCUCUGCUGGAAGAGAUAAGGUUGUGGGGGAGUUGUUUUGUUUUGUUUUAAUUUUGGUGGGAAGAGAAAAGGAGCAGCUGGGGUGCGAGUGACCCCCAGCAGGGUGGGUCAAGGGGUCCCAACCUCACACUGACAAUGUGGGAAGUAGGGGAUCGGUGGGGAUUCAGGCCGCUUGAAAUCUGAAUUUAAUAACACGAAACCAUGCCCACAUUGGCUGCUUCUAGGUGCUAUAAUCUGGGAGUGGGGGAGAUUUUUCAGACCUAGGGCCACAUUCCCUUCUGGGUGACCUCCUGGAGGGGCCGCACGGCAGUGGUGGGUGGGGCCUGGGGCAAAAGUGGGCGGAGCAAGAGGCUUAAAUUUUGUACAGUAGACUAGCUUCUAUACACACCCCCAGGACCGGAUUUAGGUUUGAAGAGGCCCUAAGCUACUGAAGGUAAUGGGGCCCUUUAUAAGUCCAGCUGUCCUUCGUCAACAACAAAUUGUCGCUGUUUUUUUGUGUCGAAUAUAUGCUAUAUGGUAAUUUAUGGACCUAAUAGGUAUCUAAAGCCAUUUGCACAUAACAAAAUAUGUAUUUUAUCAAAGUAAUUGAUAUAGAAAUGGGCAAACCAGUGAUAUUUUAGGGAGCAGGCUAGCAGGCGGGGCCCAUUCCUUACAUCAUAGGAGCCUACACAACACAAAACACUGUUGCUGUAUGUAGGUUUUAUCUUAUUUGUUUUUUAUCUUAUAUUUUGGAAAUGUACAUCCAGUUUUUUUUCCUUUAAAUUUUUUUGGGGGCCCCCAAGAGAGUGGGGCCCUAAGCUAUAGCUUGUUUAGCUUAUACAUACAACUGGCACUGUACACCCCUGUAUUUAAAUCAUGGCUAAACCACUAGCCCAGCCAUUGUAGAUGGAAUCACUUCUUCCGCACAGCUGGAGUUUAGCUUGUGGGACUCCCUGCCACAAGAUCUGGUAACUGACCAGGAACUCAAAUGAUGGGAAGUCGGGAAGCAGGAAGUGGUACAGUGGUUAAUUCUGACUCAGUGGUCUUAUGGGAUGUGGGGGAGAUCUUUAGAUCAUUGGUAGGAAAACUGAUGGCCAGGGAUGAUGGGUGCCAGGGUCCCAGCCGCCUCCAGAGGGCCAUAGGUGCCCCACCUUUGUUCUAGGGUGCAGCCUCUGUCCUCACAAGGAAACAAUGAAGGCCAACUUGGUCCUGACCAAGAACCUUUAUGAACCCUAAAGAAAUUGUCUCAGAAUUCUUGACAACAACCAAGGUUCUCAUGACAAACUAGCAAGCAUUCCUCAGCAAAUGUUGUGGCAAGAAUUUUCCUCCAGCAAGACACCUCAAAAAACCUUGCAUUUGACUGAUCAGUCAGUCAUGAGGGAUGUGGCGGCGUUGGCAUUGGCAUUUAAACAACUGGGCUGGCAAACCAAGGCCUGCCAGGUUUCUUUGCCUCCGCCCCUCGGGGUGUCGAGAAAGGAAACGUUAAAAAGAUGACCUUUCUUUGGAACAAUUAACGGCGGCUCCAGUUUUCCAAACUGCUAAGCUGUCUCACGCUCCAUUCGAUGUCGCCAAGAGGGCAUGGACGGACAGACGGACUCCAGAAAGGGACAUGGGCAGGUGAUGCCAACUCUCCCCUUGUCUCGGGAUUUUGAGGCUGGCGUGGCCGCCUAAUGCCUCCCCUCCCGGCAGACACGCCCGGACACUUACCGGUGAUCAUCUGCUGGGCAUCGUAUGGCUCCAUAUAGCCGUCAUUUUCUCCUAGCCUCUCGGCGUCUCGCUGCCCCUUGGUGCGCUUGGCAUCGUACGGGUCGGCGUAAUCUUCCAGGAUAAUAACCUUGACAGCAAAGGGAAGGGGUGCAAAGGCAGCAUUAAGCAAUCAGGUGAGGUUUAUUUCACAGAACUGUCGAGCUGGAAGGGACCCAAAGGCUCAUCUAGUCCAACCCCUGAAAUGCGUAUUUGUGUGUGGCUCCUCUCAUGUGGCUAACAUCCUACCCCAGGCCCUGUCUGCACAUUUCGUUUUAAGCACUACAAUAGUACUUUAAACAACCCUGGCUCCCCCCACCAAGAAUCCUGGGAACUGUAGUUUGUUCAGGGUGCUGAAAAUUGUUUGGAGAAUCCUGCCCUCGUAUUUCCUCCCCAGAACUACAAUUCCCGGGGUGGUUUAGCCAUCCAUCCCUCUUCCCAGGAAACUCUCCUGAGGCCACACCUUCUCAGCCACACCCCCUCCCCAAGCCACACCCGCUGGUCUGGGAAAAGGUUGCCCUCUUUUAAAGGACGGCACUAUUUUAUGGGUUUGGUGGUUUCCUUGUUUUUCAUUUACGUGUCUUAUUGUAAAGCACCCUGUCGCUUGCGCAAAUGGCAAUGUAUAAAUCACCUAAAGUACAAAUAAAUCAAUAGAUAGCGGGGCCUGCAACAAAAUGUUGGGGUAUGGAGUGUGCUUGUUCUGGGUUCCUGCCAGUCAGCCAGCCAUGUCCCCUUUCAGGUGCUCCAUUCCAUUCCCCCUCAUGUUUUCAGGUCUUCUGUGGCCACUGAGCAUGCUCAGUCCUCAUUCAGCAGUUUCUGCCUCUUCCCCACCCUCUUUUUCUAAAGAUUAUUGUGUCCUUCUGCAAAGCACGAGACCCCCCUCCAGGUAAACCUGCUGCCACUGUCCUGCUGUGUGUGGCUGGUGCUGUUUUGGCUACGUAAUGAUAGGCACGCUCCCCCAAACAUUGUAAAUAGAAGGACCAAUGACAAUUGUAUCCCCCCAUAAAUGACAGGAGCACCUCAGUAACAACAAUGAUUUUUACAUAAAGCAGAAGUUCUGGGGAGGUUGCUUAUCAAAUUCUGUAUACUGAUGGUGCUGUGCAAACAAAGAAAGGAACUAUUUAUAUUUCUGUAUACGGGAUUAAAAACCGCAGGAGUUUCUCCUUUCAUAUAAAGUGCUGUUCGGACGUCCUUCAAAACAGAACCCCAGGAAGCAGAUUAAUUAUUUUAGGCUUUUCGUUUUGCUUUUAAGGAGCCCUUUUAUAAUUUCCCACCACGUUCUAUCUGCAGCCGACAGCCUGAGCCCAUCCCUGAACUAAGGACGCCCUUCUUUUCAGACAUCGGGCAGCUCAAAGAGCCACUCACUCUCUUCCUCGCCUCUUAUUCUCACUCUGCAUAACAAGAAACAUGGUGGUUUUGAGGCCAGCUAAAUUAAGCGUAGCAUCAAGGCUCUCACAAAUCAAGCAAUGGCUUAUAUCUCUUUUUUUUUUUAAAAAAAAUGUGAUUAAUUAGCUGGUGCAGGGAGUGGAAGAGAGGCAAAGGAAUUACAGAAGGAAGCACAUUCACGGUAGAUGAAAGAUGCAAGAGCAAGGGGUGCCCGCGAGGUUAAUUGGGUAGCAAAACCAAAAGUGGCAUUAAGCGAUGUCAAGUUGGUAUAGGCAGAGAGUCCUUAGAAGGUCAUCUUCUUUUGGCAACUGAGAAAGGGCAUGGAGAAUAAAUGUGGCCUACCCAUUAUAAACCUGCCCAAUGGGAAUACGCUGGCACCACCAUGGAAAGGGUAUCGGAAUGAGCAGGAUCCUUACCGUCUCCUGUUUAGCCUUCUCUGACUCGGGAGCUGCAACCAGGGUGGGACUCGGGGCGCUCCCAGGGUAGUUCUUUCCAUUUUUCUCGUGAGCAUCCACUUUGAUGAGCCGGUUGAUGUAGGUCCCGCAGCCGGCGUUGCCUUUGGGUGCCCCCCGUGCCGGUUCGUCCGCUGGGGCCCCAUCCACCCGCGAAUUCUUGCGCAUCUUCCCUGCGGCGGCUUGCAGCAGGCCCUGGAGGUUGUCCCGCGAAAGCCGCCCGCUUCCGCCAUCUUUCCCUGGCAGAAGCAGGGUCCGCGGGCCGCCCAGCUCAGUGGCAGAGUUUUUCCGGUUCUUCCCGGGCAGAGAAGCCGCUGUGCCCGCUUCGGGAGGACCUAGGCUCUUGCGCGAGGCACUGCACAGCUUCCCAAGGUUGGCGGCACUGCCCGGCUUGGCUCUCUCCGAAACCGUUUUCAGGCUGGACGGAAACUCUUUGAACCACUUGGCGGCCAUGGGGGGCAGAGGGCACCAGACGGCAGCAGGGGUCAAGGAGAAGCUGAGUUUGGGGUACCACUGGGGAAAGGACGGAGGCCUGUGCCGAGGCUGGCACAGGCUGUCUCGGGAGCCUGAGAUGGAGGCCUCAAACUGGCCACGCGCCCCCUGACAACCCAGCCACGUAACUCAGAGAAGGGCAGCCAGAGGCGAGCAGAGGCCCAGCGCCCAAAGGAUAGGAAAGGCAUUCCCUGGGCAAAGAAGGUGAGGAGCUGGCCAGGAGUAGGGCCAAUACCUGGUCACCUUGUCCCGCCCAAUUCCUCUUUCUCCCAAGGAAUUAAAAGCCACCACUUCCAACUGAAUAGUAAAGGAGUUUAAAAGGAAGCAGAACUGGCCAGCGGAGAGGGAAGCAUCAAUUUGGGUGGAUCGGUAAAACAGUUACACCUACGGAAAUAUAAAACUCAUCCAACAAUAUGAGCAACUGGGAGAGCGCAUUGAGGCGGAGGACCCCCGGACCCCCCUUUUAAUGCCUCAUUUGCCCAGCUCUGUAGCCCCCCCCCCCCCAAAGUGGGUAGACAACUUUUCUCUCUAUCUGCCAACAAGGAGGUGAGCUGGGAGUCAGAGUAGUAAGAAUUUUAAAUUGUAACUAUGAGGGGCUUUGGAAGGAAGGGCAACUAGUGCUUCCCCACUUUUUUUGGGGGGGGGGUGAGAUCAAACAAGUUAUAUCUCCUAAAUGCUUUGCAGCAGACAGAAGGGGUCUUAAAUUUUCAUUUUUGGAAAGGAAGAAAGACAUAGACUUUUCCUAAUAAGAGGCAGGGGAGAAAAAUUUUUUGUGGGAGAUCCAGCUAGCAGGCAGAACUGGGGCUUCUUGGUCCUGGGGGUGGGAGGGGGGCAGAAAACAAGAGGCGGGUGCCUCUCCAGGCUGCCACUAUUAGGGGCAUGGAAAGGGGUCUUUCCAAGAGGGGGGUCCUUUUACACAGCGGGAAGGAGGCGGCAAAGGAUCAUCCCUCCCUCUCCUUUACCCAGCCCUGGGGUGAGGUCGCCCCAUGGCGCCCUCGGGCUCCGCUGUUUGGUUUUGCUUUUACCUGCUUUUGCUCGACGGGACCCCCGGCCGCUGCUUUUCCACGCCGUCCCAAGGCGCCUCUCCCGCUGCUGCUGCCGGACAGGGAAGGCGAGAGGGCGGCUGGCUCUGGCAAGAAGCCUCCCCGCCCAGAUCCGGAGGGGGCGGCCUGGAGAGCCGCGAGGGGUCCGGCCUCUGGGCGCGGAUGAGAGAGGCGAGCAGCGGAGCCCGGGCGCGCAACUUGCGCGUUUUCACGGGGCUUGUGCGCCAGCUUUUCUUAAAGGUUUAAGAUUUAGUAAACAUGCACUUUACAAAAAAAAAAAAUUUACUUCUCCAUCCUCCCCUUUCUUCCUCCUUUUCUAUAGAUUGUCUCCAACUCAAAGUAAACCCCUUGAAAUUAAUGGAUCGAGUUAGUCAUGCCCAUCAGUUUCUUUUCUUAUUAUUUUCAUUUAUAUACAUUUAUAUUAUUUUGCCAGAUUUUAACAUUUUCGAUUUCGACUCCCUUCCCCCUCCUCCUGCAGUUCCUUACAUCCCCUCCCAUCUUUUCCUGCAUGCUCCAAAUUAUCUUAACUUAUUCUUUUAUUCGUCUAUUCUGAUAUAGAUCUCAUUCAUAUAUAUAUAUAUAUAUAUAUAUAUAUAUACACACACACACACACACACACACACACACACACUCUGCAGGUUUUCGCAAUAAUCCUGCCAAUGUCUUAAUCCGUUUACAAUUUGCUUGUAAAUACACAAUAACCCACUUCCAUUCCUUUAUAAAGAGUUUGUUUGUUAUCUUUAUUUGUUAUUCUUCCAGUAAGUUUUGCCGUUUCUGCAUACUCCAUUAAUUUCUGUAUCCAAUCUUUCGUCGAGACCUCUUCAUCUUUCCACUUUUGGGCAAAUCACAUUCUUGCGGCUGUAGUAGCAUGCAUAAAAAACAAACAACUAUACUGUUUGGGUAGUUCUAAUCCUAUAAUUCUCAAGAGAAUGCCCAUCAGUUCCAAGGGGUUUACUCUAAGUAGUUGUAACACUGGAGGCAGGUUCUUUCUGUCCAUCCACCCAUGAAUAUUCUCAUCCAUCACUUAAUGUACAAAUAUUCAUGUGUUCUUCCAUACAGAUAUAUUCCAUCCAUCCACAUAUAUAUUUCAUCACGCUCAUAUAUAUCUACACUUUCUUCCUUUCGCCUGUCUAAAUGCAACAUGUCUGCCUCUUCAUCAUCCCCGUUUGACUUUCUGUCUAUUCACCUGGUCCACUCAUGUUUAUACAAGUCUGUCUAUACAUUCAUGUCCCCCCAUGUCCAUGUCUGUCGGUCAUCCAUAUAUGUAUCUGUUUGUCUCUCUAUCCAUCCAUGUCUGUGUCCGCACAUCCCUCCAUGUCCAGGUCUGCCUCUAGCCGUCCAUGUCGAAAUUGGUCUAACCAUCCGUCUAUGCCCAUUGAUCGAGGUACAAUACCAAUUCAUCCAUCCAUCCAGCGACAGACAGAUUCGUACCUGCCCAUCCACCCACAUACAAAUCUACCUCUCCAGUCUUCCAUUUCCAUCCAUUCAGAUGCAUGUGUCUGUUUAUCCAUAUAAUAAUAGUCAUUUUAUUAUUUGUACCCCACUCAUCUGACUGGGUUGCCCCAGCUGCUCCAAUGUAUGGGGGGGAUGAAUGGACUGAUUUGUAUGUGUCCACACAUCCACGUACAGAUCUGUCUGUCCAUCCAUUUCCCGGUUCUUAGUCCAACACACUUGAACCAGUAAACCACAAAUGGCUCCCAAUAUAUUGUGUUUGUUUGUUGUUACUUACGUAUUUGCUUAAAUUGGAAAUUUUCAUUUUUGACACUGUAGUUUUGCUUGUUUACCUUACGACAGCAUGGUUAUUUUUGUCUUUUAUUGGAUCCGUCUUACAUGCUCUCAAAAGUUUUGCAUAUUGCCAUUCCUACCCCCACCCCUAAUUUUUUAAUACUUUGUUCCCUGCUCUGGGAUUGAAAGGAUUCAAUGAAGAGCAAGCUAUAAAUAUUGUUUUCUUUUUAAAUCCCUGUCUAUACCAGCCUGUUAAUCUCUGUAAAAACGCAUCCAUCUCUAGCCAUUGAUAAUCACCAUAGUAAAGGGACCAGCAUAUUAAUUUCUUUCCUAAGCGGUUUGUGUUUUAAAAUAUGCAUAUUUAUUCAAAGCAUUGUACAUAUUCAUUCUUCCUGGCCGUCGCCACAGACUGUAAUGCAGAAAGAUAAGAAGGAGGGAGCUUUUGCAAAUGACCCCAGACUGGGCACUCAAAAAAUGCAAUUUAAAAACAAAAUGUUGCCAUCCACUCCAUACAUUUAAAGCACACCUGAUGCACAUUUAAAGGACAUUACACGCACCCACAGAAUCCUGGGAACUGUAGUUUGUUAAGGGUGCUGGGAAUGGUAGCAGUUAGGAUUUUUUGUGGAAACUCAUGCAAUGCACGUUGAAUGCACUUUAUACAGAACUUGCUCAUGAGUAAACAAGAGAGACAGGGUGGGUCUGCAUGGGUGAAAUAUGACACAACAUGUUUUCUUGUUAUAAAUUCCACCGUGCUGCUGAAUUCUGGAUCCUGUCUUGGAAAGCCACGAUCCUAUGCAUGGGUUUAUUUGGGAAACUCAAUUGGGUUUCGGCACAGCGACGAUCUCAGGAGCAAAUCCCACUGCCAUGCAUGAGGCUUACUCCGAGGAAAAGCAUGCACCGACCUGGGACAUGCAACCAUCAUCUGAGGCCCUUCUCUGUGAGAGGUCCAGAGGGUGGUAACAUGAGAACAGGACCUUUUCUGCAGUGGCUCCCUGUAUGUGAAAUGUUGUCUCCAAUGGGGUUCACUUGGCACCUUCAUUACAUGUCUUUAGGCACCAGGCAAAAACUUUCCUCUUCUCCCAGACCUUGGGCUGCAUAAACAAUCUAUGGCCUUUUAAACUAUGUUUGUGAGGAUUAUUGUUUUCAUUUGUUACCAUGGGAUGUAUUUUUGUGUUUUUAUAUUGCAAAGUGCCCUGUGACCCUUGAUUGAGGUAUAGAAAUAAUAAUAAUAAUAAAAUAAUAAUCCUUUGAGCAGGGCUGGGUUUAGGUCUGAUGAGGCCCUAGGCUACUGAAGGUAAUGAGGCCCUUUAUAUGUCCAGCUGUUCUUGGUCAACAAGAAAUUGUCACUGGUUUUUGUGUUGAAUGUAUGCUAUAUGGUAAUUUAUGGACCUAAUAAGUAUCUACACAACACAAAACACUGUUGCUGUAAGAAGGUUUUACUUUAUUUAUCUUAUAUUUUGGAAAUGUACAUCCAGUUUUUCCCCCUUUAAUUUUUUUGGGGGCUCCCAAGAGAGUGGGGCACAGCUGUCAACGUUUUCCUUUUUUUAAGGGAAAUUCCCUUAUUCCGAAUAGGAUUCCUUGCAAGAAAAGGAAAAAGUUGACAGCUAUGGAGUGGGGCCCUAAGCCAGGCAUGUCCAAAGUUCGUUUUGGGAGUCUAAUCUGGAUCUGGCCCCUUUGGCAGUUUAUUUACUGGGGUAAAAUCCAAAAAAACCCCUCAACUUCAAUCCUAAAAAAAGGUCAAAAACUUUGGUUGGCCCUUUGGUUGGCUGGCCCCACAGCCCUUCACUUCAUCAAGACUGGCCCUCUUUGAAAAAAGUUUGGACACCACUGUAAACUGGAAUUGCGCUCUGCAUGUUUUACAAGCCAAGUUAUCUGGGCACAGGCUUCGCUCGUUUGCUUUGAUUUGCUCGGCUAAUUAGAAUCGCAGAAUUUUAGAGUUGAAAGGGACCCCCGAGGGUCAUCCAGUCCAACCCCCUGCGAAACAGGAAUCUUUUACCCAACAUGGGGCUCCAACCCAUGACCCUGAGAUUUAAGCGUCUCAUGCUUUCCCGGCUGAGCGAUCCCAGAUCUGCCCCGCAGAAAUUAUUUCACUGGAUCCACGGCGCGUUUGCAAAAACCUCCAUUUAAGAGUUUUUAAAAGCCACGCGUCCCUUGCGCAAAAAAAAAAAUCGAAAAUUGCCCUGGCGAGCGGGGAGGGACUUCUUCCUUUUCCUUUUUGCAAGCACGUCUCUCGUUUGCAAAAAAAAAAAAAAAAACAAACCCACCGCCUAGUAGCUCUUCCUGCACGAGAAACUCCGGCGCGGAUAAACAUUCCCGCCUCUGCAAAAUAAAAACCGGCGCACCGCAAUCCAUUACAGCUGCAAGAUCUGUGGCGCCACUAUUUAAAUUCAAUAAAAGGAGCGGCGUGGUGGUGCAUUGCAUGGCGCGGGUGCUGCGGGUGCGUUUUAGCCAGCAAGGACUGGGGGACCUGCUGGUAAGAGCGCUAACAGAAACGGCACCCUGGUAUCCGUGUUUUGCAACUCUCCCUUUCCAAUAAAAGUCCUGCGGGACGGAGGAAUGCGGAUUGAUUCCGGAUUCGAAGCGCGCACGGCUGCUGCGUCCGCACGCCGCCCUGCCAGCGUUGCAGCGCGCUCAGGUAUGGCCCCAGAGAAAGUGUGGGGAGGUUGCCUUGGCCCUUGACGCUGCGGGUUCCUCUUCUCCUGAAAUGGCUAGAUAUCUCUAUUUUUAAUUCGCCUUGGAAGGGGGGCGGUCAUGGGGAGUCUUCCUUCUUGCUUCCUGCUCUUUCUCCAGUCCCUCCCCCCACCCUAUUUCUCCCUCCCUUUCCUCCUCUCUCUACUGCUUAGGGUGGGGAACCUGUGACCCAUUAGAGGUGUUACUUUGGCCCCAGAGGGAGUUGCAACACUACAAAGUAAAAAUGCAGUUUUGAGCAACAGAUUCCUGUUUUGCGUGGGGUUAGACUAAAUGACUCUUCGGGUCCAUUCCAACCACAAUUGUGUUAUUCUGCUAUUCUAAUUAGCUGAUCAAAAACAAGCAUCUGAGCUAAGGCUGUGCCCAGAUGCUGGGCUUGUAAAACAUGUGUACCAUGAUCCCAAACCACAGCUUUUUUAAGGGAUAUUAUUAUUAUUAUUAUUACAAUUUGCUAUAUAAACACACACACACACAGGCUAUGCUUCCUGGGGCAGAUGGGAAUUGUAGUUAAUCAACAUCUGGAGGACCACACAUUCCUCACAUCUCUUUCGCAACCUGAAAGAUUGUUGUCAGGCUGUUUUGUGGGUUUUCUUAAUACUUGCGAAGCUAAAUAUUUUUUUUUCCUUUUAAAUUUUUGAAACUUUAUUGUGACAUAAUGACUGUUAGUAACCACCACAAGGUUAAAUAUUCUUACCUAAUUAGCCCUUCCCCCAUAGUAUUUAGAAAAUGCUGCUUGCUUUUUGGGUGGCUCCAUUUUGCUCCCAAAAUGAUUGGUACUCACAUUUGCUCUUGGAGGGGAAAAUGAUGAAAUGCCAUUCCAGGAACUUUAUUUCUUCCUGGUGGUUGCUGUUGUCGUUGUUGUUUAAAUUGAUAAUAAUUACGUCUGGUCUCCUUUUCAGGUUGAUGUCUCCAUGGACCCUUUGAAGAUGUGAGUAUUUGGAGUAGAGGAUAAGAUGUGGCUCAGAGAAGGUCUUAGAUAUCCAAGCAAUGGCUGAAUGUGAGCUAGUAUGAUUACAAAUAAAUGUGGAUUUUGUUCCUCAGCCUGAAAUAAGGAGGUUGGCUGUCAUGGCCUUUUUAGUGGUGGUUCCCAGAUGGUAGAACGAUCUUCCCCAGAGAAGCUCGCCUUUUGCCUAUGAAGUCCCCCCGCCUUUUGGUGUCAAGUGAAGUUUUUAAAAAGAAUCCCAGCCCUUUUAACAUCAUCCUAGGCAUAGUUCCAUCCUUAUUUUCAGACGGUGAUAUAUCAAUACAUCACAACGUUUAGCCGGUGAUAUAUUGCGAUGUGGAAAACCAGAUAUUGCCCAGCCCUAUUACUGAGAUGUUAAAUUUUUGCCUUUUAUGGUGGUUGAGGGUGCAAUUUUAUUUCUGCGGAGUUUUCCAUCUCUCUGUGUGAUUGUAUCAGGGCUGAGGAACCUUUGACCCUCCAGCGGCAGCUGGGCUCCAUAGGAAGCUGCCUUAGUUGGACCAAAGUUUGUAGGCCAGCAACAAACUAUGGUUUCAGUUGAUUAAACAAACCACAGUGAAGCUGCUGGGGCAGAGUUGAAACAUAUAAUACUGAGUCGUGAUUUAAUAAACCAUGACUCAGGUUGAUGUGCGAGACAGGCCAAAUUUUGUUGCGAUGAAUGUGUGUUACCCUAUUUCUUUCCCCUUCGGAAAUAAUUCAUCUAUCAACAGACAUGGCAUCUAAGGUUUCUCUGAACUUACUUCUCAGGUCAAACUCUGGCAACGAGAGGAAUAAUGGCAAAACUCUGAAGAAGCAUGUCAAAGCAGCCCCACCAAGGCAUCCUGGUAAGUUUGUGCUGCUCAGUUUUUGAAAAUGUUUGGGUUGGGGAGUAAUAAACAAAUGGCAUCUGCAACACAGUGUUGCAGCGUGGAGGAUUUCCUUAAUUACUGCCUUUGGGUGGCGCUGUGGGUUAAACCACAGAGCCUAGGACUUGCCGAUCAGAAGGUCGGCGGUUUGAAUCCCCGCGACGGGGUGAGCUCCCAUUGCUCGGUCCCAGCUCCUGCCAACCUAGCAGUUUGAAAGCAUGCAGUGCAAGUAGAUAAAUAGGUACCGCUCCGGCGGGAAGGUAAACGGCGUUUCCAUGCGCUGCUCUGAUUUGCCAGAAGCGGCUUAGUCAUUCCGGCCACAUGACCCGGAAGCUGUACGCCGGCUCCCUCGGCCAAUAAAGCGAGAUGAGCGCCGCAACCCCAGAGUCGGCCACGACUGGACCUAAUGGUCAGGGGUCCCUUUACCUUUAUAGCCCAGCUCUCCUCCAAGGAGCUCAAGGCGGCAUACAGAGUUCUCCUCCGCAUGUGACCCUCACAACAGCCCUGUGAGGUAGGUUAGGCCAAAAGUGAGUGACUGGCCUGAGCCCCCCACCCUCAAUGAACUCCAUGUCUGAGUGUGGAUUUGAGUCCUGGUCUCUCCCAAGUCCUAAUCCAACGUUCUAACCACUAUGCUGCACUGACCAGAGAAUGGUGCAAUGUUUAGCGUUCCUUUUAAGGUUGAUUCCUGCCAGCCAUGCCCUCUGCCGGGAUGCUCCAUUCCGUCCCUUCUCCCUGACUUCCUGUGGCUUCUGAACAUAGAUAAGUCCUCUCUGGGCUUUUCUGCUUUGCUUCCUUAGCUCCUGGGUUCAGUCCCCUUAGGUGGGAGGACAACGUAAGCAAUAAAGAGAUUUCUCCCUCCCCUCCACUUUAAACAAAUAAAUUGAAAGAACAAACCUCCCCCGUGCGUGUAUAUAUAUAUAAAUACAGGGAAGGAAGGGGAAGAAAACACCUUUUACCUUUUCUGCUUUACAGAAACUUUCCUUAACAUUUUUAUAUAUUUAUAAUUUUUUUGACAAAGUAAUAAUUAAUUAAUUAAUUAAUUAAUUAAUUAAUGUACAGUCGUACCUUGCAAGUCGAACGGGAUCCAUUCCGGAAGUCCGUUCGACUUCCAAAGCAUUCGAAAACCAAAGCUCGGCUUCUGAUUGGCUGCAGGAAGCUCCUGCAGCCAAUCGGAAGCCACAUCGGACGUUCAGCUUCCAAAAGAACGUUCGAAAACUGGAACACGCACUUCCGGGUAUGGAUCGUUUGGGAGCCAAAACAUUCAAGAACUAGGCUGUUCAAAAAGCAACUAAUCACUGUAUUUAAAAAGAAGGGGCCUGUGCAAAUGGGCCAGCGUAAGUUUGAGAUUAAUCGGGAAAUAAUGGAGAAUGGGAACAGGAAAGGGUCUGUAUGAGGGGCAGGUCAGAGUGGCUUUUCUGGAGGAAGGGAAAGCUCUCCCAGAUGGGAAGUGGGAAGAUUCAACUUCUCUGUAUGUGUGAAGAUUAAGAUAAAAUGCUGACCGAGGGCCACAUAGAUACAUUUGUAAUUUUGUGUUUUAUGAGGAUCAUUGAUGUAUUUUACUUUAGGAUUUUUCUGUUAGAUCUAUUUUUUUAUUAUCAUUAUUCCCUUUCGUUUAGUUUGAAUUUUAUAGCAUGUUCGGUUGAAAACCUUUAAUAAAACUGAUUCAAAAGAGAGAGAAUGUGAAGCUAUUAGCAUAAUGAAGAGAGAUUUGUAUGCAUUGCCCAAUAUAUGUAACUUCUCUGUCUGGCCCUUGGGACUCCAUCCAGGCCGUGCCCCACACUUCCCUGUUUGCACCCUCCUUAAGACUUUCUGCCUGCCUUACCAAAUUUUGAUGCUGCUUCCUGAUUUGCCUGGAUGGAGGAUAGAGGGGGCUUUGUUUGUGUGGAAAGUAGCCUACCAUACGGACUGACAUGUGGCCCAUGAGAGAUUACCCGGAACAGAAUGUGGCCCUCAGGCUGGAGAGAGUUCUGCACCCCUGAAAUAAAGGCACAUAAGAAAAAAACAUUUUGAAAAAAUACAGUUCCGGAACUGGAAUAUUAUUAGGUAAUGUGUAAAACGUGCAGGAAAUAAUAAAAUAAUAAAUUGAAUAAUUAUUAAACUACAACAACACAACAAGAUGGAAGAAGUAAAAUAUUGAGAUCACACAUGGGGGAAGGGGAGUGGGGGGUAUAGGGGAAUUUAUAAAAAUUUCUAAUAUAAUAUUUCUAAUCACAUUGCAUUUAUAUACAGUAAAGGGAAGUCUAUAGCAAUUAGAUAUACAGUGGUACCUCAGGUUAAGUACUUGAUUCGUUGUGGAGGUCUGUUCUUAACCUGAAACUGUUCUUAACUUGAAGCACCACUUUAGCUAAUGGGGCUUCCCACUGGUGCCGUGCCAACAGAGCACGAUUUCUGUUCUCAUCCUGAAGCAAAGUUCUUAACCUGAAGCACUAUUUCUGGGUUAGCAGAGUCUGUAACCUGAAGCGUAUGUAACCCAAGGUACCACUGUAUUUUAAUUUACUAAACUAUGUAAUAGGCUUAUGUUACAAAACAAAUAUGGAUUUUGAAUUAGAUGUUUGUAAUUCUUUUUCGGUUUUGGAAUAAAGUUUAAAAAAGAAAAAAACAUUUUGGUUUCCCUGCAGAGAUUUAUGCCCCGUUCCCUGCCUCAGACCAAUCUGGCUGCAAAAUCUUGGGCUGUUUUUAAGGAUUGUGUGUGUGUGUGUGUGUUUCUUUGGCACCCAUUUCAGGAAAACGGCAACCGCGGUGCUCCUUUCUCCUCCCAGCCCUCUCGGCUGGGUUUUCUUUCCACACAAUGUGCCUGCAGGCUUCUGAACAGGGCAUAAUCCUUUACGGCCAAACAUUUCUCCCCUCGUUGGGGUCAGAAGUCAGAAAGCCAUUGUCCGGUUAUUUAUAGCUGUGUCCUGUCUCUGAAUUAUCUUUGUUCGUUUGGGGCAGGCAGGUUGGAAAGCAGCCGACAAGUGGCAGGCAAGCCGGCUGGAGGUUUUGUGCUUGUGCCGGAGCCAUUUUUACUGGGCGAGCGGGUUAGUGUGCUCAGCUGCACAACAUCCAAGUUCUUCCCCCCACAUUCUAGGGGAGGAUGGUGGGGCACCACAAGGCAAGGAGCCCAAGUGUGGGUGGAGCGAAAGCUGGCGAUGGGUGGAGCCAGAGCCCAUCAGAGGAAGUGCCAGUUUAGGCCACAUUCACAGCAUAAUGCACAUUUGGAGCGCAUGGCUUUGCCCCAGAGAAUCCUGGGAACUGACAUUUACCCCUCACAGGGGAUUAGGCCAAAUCUAGUCCUACAUCCUUCUGACAGUGACUGACCAGGGCCACGGGUGGCGGUGUGGGUUAAACCUAGGGCUUGCCGAUCAGAAGGUUGGCGGUUCAAAUCCCCGCGACGGGGUGAGCUUCUGUUGCUCGAUCCCUGCUCCUGCCAACUUAGCAGUUCGAAAGCACAAAAUGCAAGUAGAUAAAUAGGUACCACUCUGGUGGGAAGGUAUUUCCAUGCAUUGCUCUGGUUCGCCAGAAGCGGCUUAGUCAUGCUGGCCACAUGACCCGGAAGCUGUACACCGGCUCCCUCGGCCAGUAAAGUGAGAUGAGCGCCGCAACCCCAGAAUCGGACACGACUGGACCUAAUGGUCAGGGGUCCCUUUACCUUUAAUACCACUUAAAUGGCCAUGGCUUCCCCCAAAGAAUUCUGGGAGCCUGUAGUUUGUUACGGGUGCUGAGAGUUGUUAGGAGACCCCCAAUUUCCCCGGCACAGCUACAAUUCCCAGAGUGGAUUAAUCAGUCAAUCCCUUUUAACGGGGGACUAUGGGAAUUGUAGCUCGGGGGAGGGAAUAAGGGGCUCCCCUAACAACUCUCAGCACCAUGAACAAAUUGCAGUUUCCCAGGAUUCUUUGGGGGAAGCUGCGUCUGUUUAAAGCGGUAUGAUACUGCUUUAAAUAUGUUUACAGUGGUACCUUGGGUUAAGAACUUAAUUCGUUCUGGAGGUCUGUUCUCAACCUGAAACUGUUCUUAACCUGAAGCACCACUUUAGCUAAUGGGGCCUCUUGCCGCUACCGCGCGAUUUCUCUUCUCAUCCUGAAGCAAAGUUCUUAACCCGAGGUAAUAUUUCUGGGUUAGCAGAGUCUGUAACCUGAAGCGUAUGUAACCCGAGGUACCACUGUACUGCAGAUGGGGCCUUAGGGUGUCAAACCAAACCCCUUAUUUGUGGGGAGUAGGAGGCAUCUCUCAAAAACUCCUUUGGUCUUCUCCUUCCAGGGUCCUUCAAGAAAAAAGAAUCUGAACUUUUUGUCGGCAAUCUCCCGUUGGAUAUCAAGGAGGUGAGGCUUGGUGCUUUCUGUUUCAGGAAUAUAUUUCUUGCGGACACUUUCGCGGACUGCCUUUUUCUCGUGAUGUAUAUUAAGCUGUGAAAAAUGGGCCUGUGAUAUGGUCUAGAUAUUCCCCGUUUUUGUUUUCACCUAAGUUGUCAUCUACAACCCCCCUCUUUAAACCAAAACACCCAUCAUAAAUGUGUCUCUCUUACAAGGAUGUAUAUUGGGCAAGGGAAAUGUCAGUUCUCUGUCCAGCGAGAAGGUGGGACCCGGGCAUGGGUUGCCUCUGCCUACAACCCAGGACAGGUGGGGUCAUGUGACACGGUCAUGUGGUACAGCUUUGUGGGCGUAAUCUGGCUCAGAAGGCUCCGCCUACUCAGGUUUCUAGCCCGUCUUCACCCCAGUCCAUCUGCACUUAAAGCACUACCAUGCCACAUUAAAGGGUCACGGAUUCCCCCAAAGAAUCCUGGGAAAUGUUGUUGGUUAAGGGUGCUGAGAGUGGUUAGGAGACCCCUGCAUAGCUGUCAAGUGUCCCUUAUUUGGAGGGACAGUCCCUUAUCCCAGCGCCGUGUCCCGCUGCUGUCCCUUAUUGAUGGAUGUCCGUUAAAUUUCCCGGGUUUCAAAGGAAGCAGCUCCUCUCCCUCCCUCCCUGCUGGCCAGGGCGGAGGGAGGCUCCAAAUGUGUUGCUUGGCUGCCCGCCCCGCCCCCCUCCAGCCUCCUCUCACCAGCCUUGGUCCCCGGGAGCCCCUCCCCACUGGGACUGGCGGGAGCCUCGGGCCCUUCCGCCGCCAUCCUCCUCGCAGCCGCCAAACUGAGCGUCUCUGCCUGAGGCCUCCCCUCUGCCCGUCACCGCCGCUCCCGCUAGGCCGUACUGCGACUGUGCCGCCGAAGGACCCGGAUGAGAUGGGCAGCCUGGCAUGGUCUAUGAAUUGAUGAGGAGCCUUGAGAGGAGAGCGAGGGCAACCAUAGAGAAAGCAGUUCAGAGAGAGAGGAGGAAGAGGAGGAGGCGGAGGCGCGGGCAGGUGUUCCAAGGGCUACAAGGGAAGGACCGCAAGCGCUUCUCCCAUAGAUUUGUAGUGGUAGACUAGCAUAGAUGGUCUGAUCUGCGGGUUUACUUUGGGCGCUAUUUUCCUCCCCCCCUUCCUCCCACCCCACCUGAUGGAACUGAGAGCUGCAGAUGGAGCACGAGAGAAAAGAUACAGAACGGCAGCAGCAUCUUCGUAGCUUGGACUUCGUUUUGCGCGAAAAGCGGUUGCUGCUUGUAGUUAUUUAAUUGCAGUGUUUCAUCGGCUGGUGUCUUGAGCAGCAACCUCUGGAAACGAAGGGCUAAAAACUGGCACUGCUCUCCAAAAUUAUCUGGUCCCUUUUAACUGGUUGACUAAAAUCCCUUAUUUUGGCUGCUAGUCCCUUAUUUUCAAGGCUGCUGGUCCCUUAUUUUCAAAUCUGUAAGUUGACAGCUAUGGACCCCUGUUCCCUUCACUGAACUAUACACAACUGAGCUAUCACCUGGGAUAGCUCAGCUGGUAGAGCAGGAGACGCUUAAUGUCAGGGUUGUGGGUUCAAGACCCACGUUGGCCAGAAAUAUUCCUGCAUUGCAUGUUGUGUCUAUAUAUAAAUUGAUGAUGAUUUGUAAAGUAACACAGUAGCUUACAGCUAGGAAGCUAAAUAACACUUCUAGGUGAUUGGUAACUUCUUUCUAAAGACUAUACAAUGUCCAGACUCUUUAUAUUCAAAAGAACUCUACUUUCAUAAACAUAUAACCGAGAAGAAUACAUUUACAAUCUCAUGCUUAUUCACUUUGUUCCUUAUCGAGAGCUCCUGUGCAGGUUUCUCCUGAUUUACAUUUCUGUUUCACUCCAGACAGAUCACACGGACACACACUGUCCUCAGCAGAGCAGCCAUUCUCCUCACAUACACACAGAGAGGAGCAGAAAGCAGUUAAAAAAACGACAGUUACUGGAAUAACAGUCACAACGGAAUGGAAUGCCUCUCUCAUGUGACUCAGCCAAUCACACGAGGGCUACUGCCAAAGGGGAGAAAAAACCCAUGUUAAAAAUACACAGUAAUUUAACAUAAGUAAAUAUUCCCAUUUAAGGAAAUUUUUACCAUUAUCCUUAACGUUGCAUUACUGGAUAGCUCAGUUGGUUAGAGUGUGGUGCUGGUAAUGCCAAGGUUGCAGGUUUGAACCCUGUAAGGGGCAGCUGCAUAUUCCUGCAUUUCGGGGGGUUAGACUAGAUGAUCCUCAGGGUCCCUUCCAACUCUCCAAUUCUGCGAGUAGCCGAGUGAUCAGUCCUUCUUCCCAAGGGACUCUGGGAAUUGCAGCUCGGUGAGGGGGGUCAUCUAGCGCUCAGCCCCUUAAACAAAAACUCCACCUCCCAGUGUAGCCUUAUGAGGCUUUGCCCUCGGGUGGGAAAAAUAUUGCGCCCGGGAAAGGGAAGUGGGAGUCAACAGACACUCAAGGAAUAGUUUCGGAGAAAAGGCUUUUAUUUCUACCAUCCAUGAACUGGUAGAAGGAGCAAGUGUGAUAGUUCACAAAAAGCAUGCACGAAGUUCACAGUCCUGUGCACAAGCAUAUAUACCCUUCCAGAUCCCUCCCCUUUUCUCCUCCCUCAGGAGUCCUGCCCAUGAGUUUCUCUGAGCAUGAACAGAAAGCUGUCUUGGGACUAUUGGACUCUUCCCAGGAAAGGGGUUUCAGAGUGUUCAGAUAUGUUUCAAUCUCUUGUUCUGGCAUGGUUCCCGGACAGAAAGUAAGUUGCAAUGUGGUUCGUUAGCAAGGCCAGAAGACAUGAGAAAGGCCUGAGAAACAAUGGACUGUUCUCUACCUUUGUUACAGCAGAGUGGAAUGUUUCUGAUGCUUAGCUGCUGAGAAAAUGAUUUUGAAAAGUUUUGAGAAGCUUUGAGCCUGCUUUGGUGGGGGGUGACUUCGGGCCUAGGUGAGGUCACCUGUCCUCACCUUCCUUCAUUAGGAUUCCUUUGGAGGAAGCCAUGACUGUUUAAAGUGCUUGGUACUGCUUUAAAUUCACCGCGCAGGCAAGGCCUUAGAUUUAAAACUCAGGGAGUUGCCUCUAAACAUAUCCCUUUGUGUGCUGUAAUUAAACUGCAGGGAUCUCUUUUGGUUUAGCCUGGGAGUGAUUUUCGGGGUGGGGUGUCAAUCCCGUUGUGAAUCUUCCCCUCUUGUUUCUAUCUUAGACAGAGUUAGCGGUUGCGUUUAGGGAGUUUGGCGUGAAGACGGUCAAGAAGCACAAGGCAACUUUUACCAGGUACACCCUGCGGAAAACGGGAGGUAUUGGACGAAACCUUUGAUAACCCUCCAUUCAGGGAUUGGGGGGUGUCCGCCCUCCCGCGAGGGUGAUCCUCUUUGGCCUUGCGAGGUCUUCCCAUUAUGGGCGGAUAGCCUGGGGGGCUGAAUGCAUUCCCUUCCACCUGUGGUGAUGUUCAGAUGAAGGAUGAGGACAGGGAGAGACUAUGCCUUGCCUGCUUUGGGGGGUCUUUGUCUCCUUUUAUCUGGCUCCACCUCCUUUGACUUGGACACAUCCUGCUGCCCGCAGUAGGUUGCUGUUGCCACUUUCCCCCAAGAGUGGGAGGACUGUGGCCCCUGAGGCCGACCGAUCUGGCCCUCGCAGCUCUCCCUAGACCACGCCUCUCAUACCACCUGCUUCAUACAAUCUAUGCUUGCUUUUGUCUGGCCGGGACUUGUAAACCAUACAGUCAUACCUCGGGUUGAAGUCGCUUCAGGUUAAGCCUUUUCGGGUUGUGCUCUGCGGCGACCCGGAAGUAACAGAGUGCGUUACUUCCGGGUUUUGCACAUGCGCAGAUGCUCAAAAUGACGUCGCGCGCAUGCGCGAAAGCGGUGAAUCGCCAGGCGCGCGUUGCGUUCGCUUCAGGAUGCGAACGGGGCUCUGGAACGGAUCCCGUUUGCAUCCAGAGGUACCACUGUAUAUACACGGUGGCCCCUCCCACUUUUGCCUCUGGCCCCGCCCACCACUGGUGUGUAGUUCCGGAAGGGCAUGUAGCCCAUGUCCUUAGCACAUUCUCCUUCCCUGGCUCUCUUUUUUUCUGGAGAGAUUGAAAUGCCAACAUGGCGCCACAGCUGACGUCGCUUCUCCUUCUCCGCAGCUUUGGGUUUCUGGAGCUGGCGUCUGCCGACAUGGUCAAACUCGCCAUCAAGCGGAUGAACGGCAGCCUGGUUCACGGGCGACGCAUAACAGUGGCUGUUGCGGAGGACAGGAGGGCCCGCGAGCCCACAAACAUGGACACAGAGAUGCCGGUAAACAUUCCUCCCUCUCUUUUAGCAUCAUCUAUAAUGACAGUUUGAAAGCCCAUCAAAGUGCAAGUAGAUAAAUAGGUACCACUCUGGCGGGAAGGUAAACGGCGUUUCCGUGCGCUGCUCUGGUUCACCAGAAGUGGCUUAGUCAUGCUGGCCACAUGACCCGGAAGCAGUACGCCGGCUCCCUCGGCCAGUAAAGCGAGAUGAGCGCCGCAACCCCAGAGUCGUCCAUGACUGGACCUAAUGGUCAGGGGUCCCUUUACUUUAUAAUGACAAGGUCCCCUGGCCAUAACCCCUCCGACAUGAUUUUAUAUCUCCUCGCAGACACAGUUAAGUAUGUAACCUAGCGUGUCGCACUCUUUGCAACUGCCGCUAGGAAAAUUAGAGCGAAUUAUAUAGCCAAGGUAGCCACCAACUGUAAAGGAGAUGAAUUUAUUUGACCCUAUCUACAUCAAGCUAUGGGACGCGGGUGGCGCUGUUGGUUAAACCACAGAGCCUAGGACUUGCCGAUCAGAAGAUCGGCGGUCCGAAUCCCCGCGUUGGGGUGAGCUUCCAUUACUCUGUCCCAGCUCCUGCCAACCUAGCAGUUCGAAAGCACCUCAAAGUGCAAGUAGAUAAAUAGGUACCACUGCGGCGGGAAGGUCAACAGCGUCUCCGUGCGCUGCUCUGGUUCACCAGAAGCAGCUUAGUCAUGCUGGCCACAUGACCUGGAAGCUGUACGCCGGCUCCCUUGGCCAAUAAAGCAAGAUGAGCGCGUAACCCCAGAGUCAUCCGCCACUGGACCUAAUGGUCAGGGGUCCCUUUACCUUUACAUCAAGCUAUAUUUUAUCCUUAUCACCAAACUCCGAAUAUAAUUGCGCACUGUAUUAAUUAACAUCAUUUUUUAAUAUAUUAGUGGCCAUGUGAUAAUUUUAGCUUAUAAAUUUUAUUGUUUAGUGUCUUAAUUUGUCUAUUAAGGUACUUUUAUAGCUCUGUUUAGAGUAGGUAAUGUCUUGAUAACAUAAAUGUUUUAAGUUUUCUGUAUCAAUCCAGUACAGUGGUACCUUGGGUUAAGUACUUAAUUCGUUCCGGAGGUCCGUUCUUAACCUGAAACUGUUCUUAACCUGAAGCACCACUUUAGCUAAUGGGGCCUCCUGCUGCUGCCGCACGAUUUCUGUUCUCAUCCUGAAGCAAAGUUCUUAACCUGAGGUAAUAUUUCUGGGUUAGCAGAGUCUGUAACCUGAAGUGUAUGUAACCUGAGGUACCACUGUAUAUUUUGUUUUAAUUGUUGAAUGAUUCUGUGUACAUUGCGGCAGCCUUUGACUAUGUGCAAUAAAGCUGACUGUCUGGCAUCGUCUACCUCAGCCCUCCAGAUGUUUUGAGACUACAAUUCCCAUCAUCCCUGACCACUGGUCCUGCUAGCUAGGGAUCAUGGGAGUUGUAGGCCAAAAAAACACCUGGAGGGCCGAGGUUGAGGAAGCCUGGUCUACACUGACUGGCAGAAGCUCUCUCCUGGUUUUCAGCCAGGGUCCUUCUCUACCUAAAAAUGUCAAGAUUUGAACUCGUGACCUGCUGCUCCACCCACUGAGCUAUAAGGCUUCCCGAUAGGUGUUAGGUGUUUUUCCUUUUCUGGAUGACGGGGCUCCAAACCUCACGUUUCAUUGCAGGAUUUGGAACCCAUCCCCUGGGAAGAGACCGGACCCAAGUGUGGUAUGUUGCACCCGUGGGGGUUUUUCUCUUUAUUUCCUCCCUGCUAUAUCUUGGGGGCUCAGGGCAGCUUUCCACACUCCCCCACCUGCCCUGCAAAAUGACAGUGAUUUUCUCGCUGGGCGAAGAAAUCAAAUUUUCAGAUCAAAUGAAAUGAGAAUGAUAUUAUAAACGUAAAACCUAUUUAACUAACACACGCUUACCUGGACGCACUUUUUUUACCCUGGCUUUUGACACUUGACGUGUGUGUUUUUAGGACCCACCUCAUUUGGAUGAUUGUAGCGGGUGGCGCUGUGGGUUAAACCACAGAGCCUAGGACUUGCCGAUCAGAACGUCGGCGGUUCAAAUCCCCGCGACGGGGUGAGCUCCCGUUGCUUGGUCCCUGCUCCUGCCAACCUAGCAGUUCGAAAGCACGUCAAAGUGCAAGUAGAUAAAUAGGUACCGCUCCGGUGGGAAGGUAAAUGGCGUUUCCGUGCUCUGCUCUGGUUCACCAGAAGCGGCUUAGUCAUGCUGGCCACAUGACCCGGAAGCUGUACACCGGCUCCCUCGGCCUGUAAAGCGGAUGAGCGCCGCAACCCCAGAGUCGUCCGCCACUGGACCUAACAGUCAGGGGUCCCUUUACCUUUAAGUUGUUUUAAACUGUUUUUAACACUGUGCUUUAAUGUUGUGACUCACGCCUGACACCUUAGGGUGAAGGGAGGGGGGAGAGUAAUAAUAAUCAAAGAUAAUGGUGUCUUAUGGCAGCUGUAAAACAAACAAACAAACAAAUUUAAAUAUUUAUUAUUUGUUAAACCCACUGAUUUUUUUCUUUACAAAAGUAACUAAGACUCCUGUGUCUUUGAGUUGUUUUUAAAACUGUUUUUAAUUUUAAUUGAAGCCGUUUUGCGAUAAUGUAAGCUGUUUGGAAUUGUUGCAGCUCACCCUGGGACCUUAGGAUGAAGGGCAUAUUGUUGUUGUUUAAUAGCAACAACGAUAAAUUGGAGCUCACCUUAUCAGAUGAAGGGCUCUACUCAGACACCACACCCCACACAAAAGUGUGUGCACCUGCAUCUUUUGUAAUGUUAUGUUGUGAACUGCCUUGAGAUCUAUAGAUGUAGCGCAGUAUAUAAAUUUAAUUAAUAAUAAUUACCGUAUUUUUCCGUGUAUAAGACUCCCCCGUGUAUAAGAUGCCCCCUAUUUUUUGGGACUCAAAAUUAAGAAAAUGCACUAUGCCCUAUCCUUGUAUAAGGUGACCCCUUACUUUAAACUUCAAAAAUUUAGGAAAAAAUCUAGUCUUAUACACGGAAAAAUACGGUAUUAUUAUAUUAGGAUCAGACUUCGGCUAAAUGUGGCGGGUGGGCGGGGUUGCCCACCUUUCAAUCACAUGACAUCAUGAUUACCGUAUUUUUUGCUCUAUAAGACGCACCAGACCAGAAGACACAACUAGUUUUUGGAGGAGGAAAACAAGAAAAAAAAUAUUCUGAAUCCCAGAAGCCAGAACAGCAAGAGGGAUCUGGCUUCUGGGAUAGCCUCUUGCUGUCCUGGUUUAUGGGAUAGCUGUGCGAAGCCUCUUGAGGGCAGCGGGAGGAAGGCUCCCCCAAGAGCCGCGCUCCCUUUAAAAAGUGCGUGGAGCGUGUGUGCGGCUCUUGGGGGCAGCCCUUCUCCCUCCUCAGGGAAAAGCCCCCAAGAGCCGCACACACGCUCCGCGCACUCUUUAAAGGGAGUGCUGAGCAGACCCUCCCGCCUGCAUUCGCUCUAUAAGACGCACACACAUUUCCCCUUACUUUUUUUUUUUUAUAAGAUAUUUAUUAAAAUUUCAGAAAUAAAAGUAGAAGUUACAAUAGUAAUAGUAGGAAAAAGAAAAAAAGAAUAAAAAAAGAAAAAAGAGAAUACAAAAUACAAAAAAAGUAGAAACAAUUAAAAACAAAUCAAUCUUUCCAUAUCUUGUCUUUCACUCACUUGUUUCCCUGACCUCCUCACACCUCCCCUUUUUUGUAUUCCAGUUCAGUAAGUUAAUUCAGCAAAUCCUUUCCCUCUUUGUUUUUAUCUUAAACCUUUGUCUUAAUAUGUAAUAACUGUAUAUUCUCAUCUGUUAACAGUCCAUUUUUACAUACUCCUUAUAACAUUGCUGCUAAAAACCCCUUAGCUUCAAUCCAACAUCAUUCUAACAUUCAUUAAUUUUACAGUAUUUCUGUAGAUAGUCUUUAAAUUUCUUCCAGUCUUCUUCCACCGACUCUUCUCCCUGGUCUCGGAUUCUGCCAGUCAUUUCUGCCAGUUCCAUAUAGUCCAUCACCUUCAUCUGCCAUUCUUCCAGAGUGGGUAAAUCUUGUGUCUUCCAGUGUUUUACGAUAAGUAUUCUUGGUGCUGUUGUGGCAUACAUAAAGAAAGUUCUAUCCUUCUUUGGCACCAAUUGGCCGACAAUGCCCAGGAGAAAGGCCUCUGGUUUCUUCAGGAAGGUAUAUUUAAAUACCCUUUUCAUUUCGUUAUAGAUCAUCUCCCAGAAAGCCUUAAUCCUUGGGCACAUCCACCAAAGGUGAAAGAAUGUACCUUCAGUUUCUUUGCAUUUCCAGCAUUUAUUAUCGGGCAAAUGAUAAAUUUUUGCAAGCUUGACUGGGGUCAUGUACCACCUGUAUAUCAUUUUCAUAAUAUUCUCUUAAGGCAUUACAUGCCGUGAACUUCAUACCUGUGGUCCAUAACUGUUCCCAGUCAGCCAUCAUAAUGUUAUGUCCAACAUCUUGUGCCCAUUUAAUCAUAACAGAUUUCACUGUUUCAUCUUGAGUAUUCCAUUUCAACAGCAAGUUAUACAUUCUUGACAAAUUCUUAACUUUAGGAUCUAACAGUUCUGUUUCCAGUUUUGAUUUUUCCACCUGGAAUCCAAUUUUCUCACAUUUCCCCUUACUUUUGAGGAGGGGAAAAGUGUGUCAUAGAGCGAAAAAUACGGUACAUCACCUUAUUGGUUGUCUGUCAAACUCCCUUGCACAGGUUCCGGAGUGCCCUUACAGACAGUCGGGGAGAAUUUUUGCACGGACCCUCAACAUUCCACGGCUAUUGAGCAUGCUCAGUCCUCAUUGGACUGAGUUCCGGGUGCGCCAGCCCCUUUUUGGGAUUUUUUAAUGGGGCAGUGUGGUGUUCUUCACCUUGGGAUCCCCCUAAGCAUAUUGAGACCAGGCUUUCUUUCUCUCUCUCUCUGUUGACUUCGUUUCAGUUCAUUUCUACUGCCACUCUCAAACCUUGCCUCUUCUUUAAUUUCCCCUGACUUCCUGUCUUGUUCUCGGCAGAUCUUUCCCCAAAAGCCAACACACAGACCUUGGACCCUCCGAAGCUGAAGGUCCUUUAUGCCAUUCCCAUGGAAAUGAGGUGAGGAGGAAUAUCUUACAACAACACGAAGUGGCAUGAAAUGUCAUCCGCAUUUGGGUGUAUAUUUCUACUCAUAUGCGUAUUUUUUUUGCAAAGUGAUUUUCCCAGUCAUGUUAUUUUCACGAUUAUAUGCACUUCUACGCAUGCUUUGCCUCGGCAUACUCAUUUUUGCAUACAUCACUUGGCUGAAGAACUAUAUUGCGAAAUUUAGAGGAAAAAUUGAGAAGUGCACAUUUGGAAGGCCGAACAUAAGAAGAGCCCUGUUGGCUCUAGUCCAGGGGUUUCCCAAACUUGGGUCUCCAGCUGUUUGUGGACUACAACUCCCAUCAUCCCUAGUUAGCAGGACCAGUGGUCAAAGAUGAUGGGAACUGUUGUAACCCCAUUGGGCACUUUCUUUGACUCCUUGAUAAUUUCUUGACAUCUGUGAUUUAUGUUCUCCUGCUAGGUACCGUAUUUUUCGCUCUAUAGGACGCACCCGACCAUAGGACGCACCUUGUUUUAGAGGGGGAGAACAAGAAAAAAAAAUCUCCCCCUCUCUGCUCAGUGCCCCUUCAGCGAAGCGGCAAGAAAAACGGAGCCCCUUCCAUUUCUCCUCCCGCUUGGCUGAAGGGGUGCUGCGCAGUUCUCCCUCUCUGCUGAAGCCGGGAGAGUCUUGCUCUCCCGGCUUCAGCAAAAGGAACCCGAAGCCUCCGGAGCGCAGCAGGAACUUGCACUGUGCUCCGAAGGCUUCAGGCGGCUAUCCCUGAAGCCUCCAGAGCGAGAGGGGUCAGUGUGCACCGACCCCUCUCGCUCUCCAGGCUUCAGCGAAAGCAACGCAGAGCCUCCGGAGCGUGGAGGGAGCGCUCCCUCUGUGCUUCAGAGGCUUCGCGUUGCUAUCGCUGAAGCCAAGGAGCCCGCAUUCACUCCAUAGGACGCACACACAUUUCCCCUUAAUUUUUGGAGGGGAAAAAGUGUGUCCUAUAGAGCGAAAAAUACGGUAUUUUUAACCGAGUACCAGAAGAAUAUUUUGAUGGGUGUUGUGACUUUCCUUCCAGAACUUUGUUCUUGCUGCGGAUGUUAGGAGAUUGCUUUAAGGAUGUGGGCUGGCUCUUCUCCAUAGCAAAAGUCGUCGGGAAAGCUGCGCUGCUGGUGUUGGAUACCGUUCCGCAGACCCCCUUCUUCUGGGCCAUCCAUCUCACAGAGGUUGGUGCAAACCGCAAAUUCGUUUUGGUUAAACUGCCUGCCUGUUUGACCACCGCUUCCCAUGAUUGUGGCUCCAUACAGCCUGGCGAAGCGAAACAGUUUAGUGCCCCCCGUUAGCGGUGAAAGCAACGUAAGUGCACAAUGUGCUGCAAUGCAACAGACGGCGGUUCAUUGAGCUCUAACGCACUUUGAAUGGCACUGGCCUCGUUCGGGAAAGAGGGCAAAUGGUAGAAAGUUGCUUUUGAUGGCCUCUGCACACGUUGUGUAGUGAAAGGAAGGAGGCUAGAGGAACUGAAAUGUUUCUUCUUUAAAUGGAGCGUCUGCAAGUGGAAAUGUGAGGGGUGAGGGAUGUUGUGCUACCCAUCAGGCAAUGGCUUUUGACACCUGCCUUGCCCUACCCUCCAGCCCUGGGAGCCUUUCCCAGACCAUGACUUUGAAAACAGCAGAAGCAGCUGGAAAGUGAGUAGUUCAGGGAUAGUUUCAAGGGUUGUGUGUCCUUGUUUCUCCGUUUGAUCCUUUUGCAUGGCUUUGUACGUUUUGUGAUAUUUAGUGCAUUGUGAUUUGCUGUUAUUUUUCUUGAUUAUAGUUUAGCACAAUGCAAUACAAAUCUUUAUUACGGUCAUAGACCAGCAUAAAAGGGUGAGACACAGUCAUUUAAAAUCUGAAAAGCGUUUUGGAAAGCUAAAAGGUAUUCAUAGAAGGUGAAUAUAAAAGUCUAUAAGAAUUUAAAAGAAGGGAUAGGAGCAUUGGGCGAAUAUGGAAGAGCAUAAAAGUUUGCUAUAUAAAAGAGUUAACUAUAUUAAUUUACAGAGCACUCUGAUAUGUUCAUUGAAUCUAGUUUGUGGCACAGGUCAUCCUCUGACAAAUUUUGAGCUCUGCUGUGCAGAAUCUAGCAGCAUUGUAUGUUGUAGUAGGAUUGGUAUCUGAGAGCAGCAGGGAGGUAUAGAAUUGCCCUGUGGGGCAAGGCCACGGGGAAAUAGUUUAAGCCAAUAAUUGAGUGUGAUCACCCACACUCCAGCCUCCACUUUUGUGAAGCCUGCCUCUAGCCUCAGAGCAGCAUUAGAGACCCAUUUUGGGACUUGAAGGACUGACCUUUGAAAUUUGGAUUGCACCAUUAUUUAUUGUAACUGAUUAGUGUAAACUGUUUAAUUAUUAUUUGCUGAUAUUUAAUUUUACUGUUCACUAUUGCAUUCCAAUGGAUUAUUGAAUAUUGCUUUAAUUGAUAUGUCGAUUAUUUCAAAGUUAUUGGGACUUCUUUGUAUUGGAUCAGAUUAUCAGACGUUUGUGAUCGUUGCUGUCUGUUUUGUUGUUUCUUCAGCUUGUAUACCGCCUUAUGUAUAGUAAUUCAGAAAGACGGUAUGCCACUUAAAAAUGAAAUGAAAUACUAGAGGACUUUUGCUUGUGUAUGUGAACGUUCAACAGGAGCUAAAAUACACCAGAUACUGUUUUUGCUGUUAAAAAUGCAGGAAUGCCAUCAGGCUAUGCGGAUGCUGUUCAGGGCCUUGGCAGAAAGUGAGUCUUGUGCACCCUUUCUGACAAAGCAAGAGGUUCAACAAGGGACACGUUGCUUGGCAGAGUGCAUUGUGGGGGAUGAAGGCCAUGCCUGGAACAGGUGAGGGGAUUAUGGAAACAAAUACACGUUGCGCGUUUGGGGUUGAGAACAAAUCAUGUAGUUAAGACAAAUGGAGAUACCUGCAGGUGGCUGUUAGUUAUGACAGCUCAGUUGAGCCUCCCUGUGCCACAGCAGUAUACCUUGUGGGUACUGGAGGCUGGGGACUUACAGCAGGGGAGGUCACGAGCUUCCCAGCGACCCCUGGCUGCCCCUGAUUGGGAACAGAAUACUGGGUGGAAAAUUAAAAGUGGAGGUAUCUUUUUCUCUCUCUCUUUUGCCUCUAUCCCUUUCUCAGGUGCUGGGUUGUGGAGAAGGUGGAUGAUUUGGCGGUAGUGUUCUUUGUGGAUUUUGGCCGCUCUGCCACUGUCCCGCUUAAUUCCCUGCGGAAGCUGGACAGGGAUGAUUUCUGGGCCAUCAAACCUUUGGCGCAGCCGUUUGCGCUCCAGGAAGGCAAGUGAAGGCAAAAGUCGGUGGAGCGGUGAACGCAAAUUUCAUCCUUGUGCUGUAGGAUAAGGUGCUAACAACGCUUCACCCCCCCCAAUAAAAAAUUUAAAAAUCUGAAGAGGUUAAAAAGGUAAAGGGACCCCUGACCAUUAGGUCCGGUCAUGACCGACUGGGAUUGCGGCACUCAUCUCGCUUUAUUGGCCGAGGGAGCCGGCGUACAGCUUCCGGGUCAUGUGGCCAGCAAGGCUAAGCCGCUUCUGGCGAACCAGAGCAGCGCACGGAAACGCCGUUUACCUUCCCGCCGGAGCGGUACCUAUUUAUCUACUUGUACUUUGACGUGCUUUUCAACUGCUAGGUUGGCAGGAGCAGGGACUGAGCAACGGGAGCUCACCCCAUCGUGGGGAUUCGAACCGCCAACCUUCGGAUCAGCAAGUCCUAGGCUCUGUGGUUUAACCCACAGCGCCACCCACGUCCACUGGCCAAAUCCAGUAACUGAGUAUCUGGGGGAGGCAGAGACAAAAACCAAAACCCUGGAGAAGUGGAAUGGAAGGCCAUGACUCCAUAUUGCAGCAUUUUUGUUGCAAGUCCCUCUUGUACUGCUUACUGAAGAAUUCCUUUUGACUUGUACUUUUUCUUCUUUUGCAGAGGUUUUCCCACCUCAACUCAUGAUGAGAAAAAUCCUGGAAGGGAAGGUGGUCGGCCCAUUGAAGACAGAGGUAAGGACAGGAGUGUCUUGCAACUGUUAACGUACAGAGGAAAUGAUUUUUUUUUGUCGUCUUCCAGACUUUUGAUAGCCACAGAACCACUUCUCUGUCCCCUGAAUCGACAUGGGUGAAUCCUCAAAAGGUUUAUUUUGAAAGUGGCCAGAGGAUGAGUGAUCUGAUUGCAGAGGAGAGCCACAAAUCAAUCCACUAGAUGUGCCUCCAAAUUGGAAGCUCCAGAACAGCGACUGUACGGAGAAUCCCAAUUCAUAUAUCACAUUAACCAGGGGUGCCCAAACUUUUUUCAAAGAGGGCCAGAUUUGAUGAAGUGAGCAUACAUGAGGGCCGACCAAAAUUGUUCAGCUUUUUUUAGGAUUGAACUUUAGGAACUUUUUUUAGGAUUUUACCCAAGGAGAUAAACUGCCACAGGGGCUGGAUUAAACCCCCCCAAACGGACUUUGGACAUGCCUACAUUAAACCAUACAGUGGUACCUCUGGUUAAGAACUUAAUUCAUUCCAGAGGUCCGUUCUUAACCUGAGGUACCACAUUAGCUAAUGGGGCCUCCUCCUGCCGCCACGUGAUUUCUGUUCUUAUCCUGAAGCAAAGUUCUUAACCAGAGGUACUAUUUCUGGGUUAGCGGAGUCUGUAACCUGAAGCGUCUGUAACCCGAGGUACCACUGUAGUUGAAAAUGAACCUGUGGUUCAAGGUGAACUGAAACGCGUCUUCCCCUAACUCUUUGGUUGCUCUCCAAACCAACAGCAGUCAGGGUUUGUUAUUGGUUUGCUGGUUUGUCAAGAGAGAAGCAAACCAUAAGCCCUGGUUUGGAUAAGAAGAGUCCCGCUGUAGGAGGCCAAAAGCCCACCUCGACCCGCAUCCUUGUCUCACAGUAGGGGAAGCCCACACUGUUUUAAGGCAUUUCGCUAUCCUACCCCCAACUGCAUAUUCACAUCACCACCAUUAGCACAUAUGGCUUCGCCUAGAGCAGGCACCCCCAAAAUCGGCCCUCCAGAUGUUUUGGGACUACAACUCCCAUCAUCCCUGACCACUGGUCCUGUUAGCUAGGGAUGAUGGGAGUUGUAGUCCCAAAAAAUCUGGAGUGCCGACUUUGGGGGUGUCUGCCCUAGAGAAUUGUGGGAUCUGCCAUUUACAGUUCCUAACACCCUUGACAAAAUAGAGCCUGGUUGCUAGAUCAGGCCAUCUAGUCCAGCACAGCCCCUUCUCCCAGUGGCCAACCGGAUGAUAAUAAUGAUAAUUUUAUUCUCCAUAUGCCGCCCAUUGGACUGGGUUCCCCCAGCCACUCUGGGCGGCUUCUAACAUAUAUAAAAACACAAUAAAACACCAAACAUUAAAAACUUCCCUAGACAGGGUUGCCUUCAGAUGUCUUCUAAAAGUCAAAAUAGUUGUCGAUUUCCUUGACAUCUGAUGGGAAGGCCCUCUGCCUCGUUCCCUGUGACUUCAGCGAGGGAAAUGCCCAAAGACCCUCGGAGCUGGAUGAUGAGGGUGGAGACGCUCCUUCAGAUGCCUCUGGGAAGCCUGCAAGGAUCAGAGCACAACAGCGGCUCUCCUUGCUUGCAGUUCCCAGCAGUGAACUACCUCCAAGAUUAGAACACAGCCAUCUUUGCUACUGGACACUGAGAGUCUUAUCCUUCACAUUUUCACCUGCUGGGGGUCUUGCGACAGCAAAUUUGCCCACAAGCUUUGCGGAAGAGCAAUGCCUGUGGAAGCGAGUCCCAAAGUUUAACAAUGCACUGCCGAAAGUACUUCCAUUUGUGUGCCCUUAAUCUUCCAACACUCAAACUCCAUUGAUCUCUGAGUUAUGAGAAAGGGAGAAAAACAUCUCCCUGUAUGCUUUUCUCCAAACCGUGCAUUAUCCUAGACACCUCUUACAAUGUUACCACCCACCCCAAAUUAAUACUCCCCAAAUGUUGUAACCUCUUCUCAUGGGAGAUCUACUCAUGCCAAACUAAUUAGCUGGUUUCCUGGGAGCAGAGUUGGUGUGCACUGAUAACUUUUCGGUUUUGGGCUCCUCAUUCAUGUUAAAUAAACUCUAGGUUUUAAAAACUGCUGUUUAAUGCGACAAGUGAAUCAUCCAGAGGUGCAACAGGCAUCUCUUCCCAUGGUGGAUAAUUCUGCUGAAGCUCUGCAGAAUUGGCUGACCCAAAGAAGCAACGCUUUGAUCCCCUACAUCCUAGCAGAGGCAAGGUCUGGGUAUCAUGCAGAGAUGCAACUGGCACCUCUACGCUCGCUGGUGCGGUUUAGCUCCUGUGUAGCACACAGAGUUUAGGGAAUUACUCAUUGGCCGCUUCCGGCAUGUUCUGAGGGUCAAUGCAAGUUGGAGAUCACUGUGCCCUGAAUCUAAAUUCCGCGCCAAGAGUUCCAAAGGGUCUCUGGAAACCUAGCAAUUCUAUGUGCAGCUAAUGCAUUUGGUGUUUGUUUUAAUUCUUCAUCUACUAGGCUUGAGAAACUAAAAGCACAGCUUGGGAGUUUCAGUGGGGAUUUACCAACACUCUCAAGAGUUUCUCUUUGGAUUAUGUUAAGUUCUAACAGCUUUUUCUAUGGGGGGAAAAAUCAGUUAACCAGCUGGAUUACAACUGAACCCCGUGUUUACAUCCAAUUCCUAAAAACAUCCCCACAUGGGCAGCCUGUUAUAAGGGCUGGAGGGUGACAGGAGCUAUGGGUCAUGAUGGGUGUUUGGGGGCGGGGAGAUGUGUUUAAAAUACACUAAUAUUUUUUUCUAAGUCUAUCUUGGUAACUUUUUACAGCAACACAUUUUGAAGUUUGCCAUCAAAGAUGAGUAGGAGGAGGAAGUUGUUUAAAGAAAUUCUGGAGAGAACAUCCGACAAGCAAGCUGAUGGGCUCUUGGGAAAAAGGACUGUGCCUUGUUGCGGCAGGAAGGAAAAAAAUGUCUCUUAAUUAAAAGCAUUUUGCAUAUUAGUGGUGUUCAAAGAUGGAGGGUUUGAAGAGACAAGGAAUGUUGAAAUUUUGCCUAUUGAUUGGAGCCUGUUCUUCCCACCUUGUUUCUGUAGUUUAGUUGAUUAAAACCAAAUAUAUACAUGUACACCUAAAACUUGUUUGCUUUUUUAAAAAGUGAUGCUGAGGAAGAAAUUGUCUGAUUGUCUCUUGCACUCAGGUGAGCUUUUUCCUCUGGAGUCAUUUUUGCUGUUGAGUUUCCCCACUUCUUUGAUUUUCUACCCCCCCCCCGCCAAGGUCUGCCGAUUUUAAAAUAUGACCUACAGCAAGGGCUUCCAAACUGGUGCACAGACUACCAGUGGCCCAUGUGCUCCUUUCAGGUAGUCCAUGAUGUGCCUGCCUUAAGAUUUUUAAUUGCAUUUUUAUUGCUCUCUUUCUUUCUUGUACUUUAUUGCAUUUCAGUUCUAGGCAAUUUCAGUUCUAACGGAGCGAAGUACAAAACAAGAAAUUUAAAGGAGCAAUUGAAACACGAGUAAAAAUCACACAGCAUUAUGAACGCUAUAGCUGGCCGAAAAAUCAAAUCGAAUACCCUUGGCAAUUUUCAAGUGGUCCACAGGAGCGUAAAGUCAAAGAAUAGUAAAACUGGAAGUGUGGAAACCUGCUUGCUGCCCUGGUCUGACCUAGGUGUCCUAGGAGCACCAGAAAGACACAAAGCCCUCACCUAAUUGCUAACCCCAAAUUUGUAUCCUAGCAAGCUGUUGGGUUCCUACUUCCCAAUUCUGAAAAACCAAGUGUGUACAAGGAGUUAACACAACAGGACUGUGAGGAUUCAAAAGCAAUCAUCCUCACGACUACUAAGCCGAGUUGGUCCUGGUUAAAAAACAAAAUCACAGUGCAGAUAUUGUGUCAGGAUCAUAGGGAACGUCACACAGACACAAUAUAAAUCUAGCAAGUUAUGGCAAUUCCACGAGCCUGAGGAUCUUUAGGAACUGAUUUUAAAGUUUCUAGACCUCAUGGAUUUGUGGUUGGUUGUUUUUUUCCUGGGAAGGCAAACCCUUUAACCUACCCUGAGUUGCCACCUGCAUUGCAGACAGAGAGGUAAGACUAGUUCCCCUUCAAAUUAACAAAUGUAAUUGUUCUCCAAAGAAGAUACAUUUCCCCCCCAUACACAUCCAUCAUACACUGUAACC